Messenger RNA from Dama dama (fallow deer), 9484 nucleotides. RefSeq names its product leucine rich repeat containing 2 (gene LRRC2). The record is from RefSeq and is a predicted model, not a curated record. Bases 2432 to 3547 code for a protein of 371 amino acids. The transcript is spliced from 15 exons. Lineage: Eukaryota; Metazoa; Chordata; Mammalia; Artiodactyla; Cervidae. Gene Ontology annotation, molecular function: protein binding.
ACUCUGGAAGGUACAGAUCCUGCUGUUUCACACCUGACGGAGGCCUCAUUCAGGCACAAAACCUCAUGAUGGGGACACACUGGUUUACUGAUGGGAUCCAGGGAUGUGACUGCAGAAGCCCCCUGCUGAAGCAUGUCACAAGUGAAGUGAAAGUCACUCAGUCCAACUCUUUGCAACUCCAUAGACUAUAGUCCAUGGAGUUCUCCAGCCAGAAUACUGGAGUGGGUAGCCUUUCCCUUCUCCAGGGGAUCUUCCCAACCUGGGGAUUGAACCCAGGUCUCCUGCAUUGCAGGUGGAUUCUUUACCAGCUGAGCCACAAGGGAAGCCCAAGAAUACUGGAGUGGGAGCUUAUCCCUUCUCCAGCAUCUGACAAAUACCUCUGUCCUUCAUUCCCCCUGACAAAUGAAUGACUUCUCAGCUUUUUAUCAGCAGGAAUUAUGAGCCAGGCAUUUUAUGCUAUUGGUCCCUUUAGUUAUCAUAUCUCCAUGAGUCAAUAUCCCCUUCCUCAUUUUCUAGGCGAGACGUUUGAGGAGUGAUUAAAUUCGCUCGAGGUCUCAUGGCUGUAACAGGCAGAAGGCAGUCUGCAUACCUCUGAAUAUUUUCAGGCUCUUUACUAAAGAGAUUCGUCACAGAAAAUAGUCCCCACAUCUGACACAACAGAGCAAGCAGCUCGGUGUACACGUGCAUGUGUGUACACACACAUGUGUGUAUACGCACACUUGUGUGUGGAAUCACACAUGUCAGGUACUCAAUAAUGCUCACUUUUUACAAGAGGAGACCACUGCCCAACUCCCAGACCUUGGUGGGUCCAGCAGACAGGUCAAAACAGGGGCUGAGGGGUGACAGUGGGCGCAGGGAAAGAAGUUAACGGGCAACUGGAGAUGUCCAGGGAGGAGCUAGGACCAGGUGGCAGAGGCAAGGGUAAUGGAGGCAUUCUGAAGAGGUCAACUCCACAUGGUGAACGAAAGUGAGGGGUGUCAGUGGCGCUGCCCUGGACAUGCCUGUGCAAAGACGGGCAACCAGAGAAAGAGGGUUGUGCAGAGCAACUCCUAGCAACGUUGGACAGAGGUUGAGUUGUCUGGGCACUAACAUCCAAGGGAACUACUGAAGGUGCCUAUGGAUACUUGGUCUGGAAUCAGCAUGAAGUUCUGGAUCACAGCUCUCCCAGAGGGACGGGCAAGGACACUAGGGCAGGAUGGAGGUGAGACAGGUUUGAAACCAGGCGUUUACUCCAGACCUAUCAACUUGAGGCACCUGCUGUUUGCCAAUAAUUCUCCAGGUCUCAGUCUCCUCAUCUUUAAAAUUUCUCUGAAGAUUAAUUUUGAUCAUAAAAGCAAAAGUGUUUUGCAGUUUAUGAGUUCUGAUCUAAAUACACAUAGCCUUUUGUAAUUCUAAAACCUCAAAUUGUACAGGAUAUGACAAUAAUUAGCAACAAGUAAUCAUCGCAACUUCCCCCCAACUUUUUUUCUGUAGACAUAAAAUAAUUAUACUUCUCUUUUCUUUCUGAAUCAGUGUCUGUUGACCUUCACUGACCUUGGAGUGACUUGGGGAACUUUACAAAAAAUGGAUGCCAGGGAUUCCUCUUUAAGGAGUCUAAUUUCAUCAGCCUUGAAAAUGUACUAGGUGUCAGGAUUUUUAAGUUCCUCCUGUGAUUCUAAAGUGCAAGCCAAGGUGUAAGGUGAGAGUUCAGAGGGAAAGAUGAACCCCAGUGACUGAAAAAGACAGGGUUACAGGAACUCUCUCCAUUCACUUCUCCUCGAGAAGUGCAAGAUGAACUUCCAUCCCACGUGCACUCAAGUUCAACAUCAUUUACCUUUGUGAUGAAUCUGCUGCUAUCUUGAUACAGUGUCAAGGAGGAACCAGAUCGUGCAGUGGAGGUUUUCUCAUCAGGGGAAGAAGGUGCUACCCCUCAAAGCAUCACCUAUUCAAAACAAUAGCAACAGCAACGCUGAUAUCACUGGACUGUAUGUAAAGGUGUCUGGUACUGUUCUAAGCUUUAUAGGUACAUACACAGUAUGCUACACCUAAGACUGGGGACUAUUGUCACUCCCACUUCAUAGAUAAGACCGUGGCACAAAAGGUUUUUUGGAUGUAUACCCAAAGCUUCUAUGAACAUCCAUGUACAGGCUCUUUGAGAACAGACAAAAAUCCUUCUCUGGAAUAAAUACCCACGAGUUCAAUUGCUGGGUCAUAUGAAUCCCCAUGGACAGAGGAGCCUGGUGGGCGACAGUCUAUGGUGUUGCAUGAAGUCAGACACGACUAAGCGACUAAGCACAGGUCAGUCCAUGACAUGAAAACCAAGUCUGGGAAAGACUGAACAACAAGCCUAUGAUCUCACAGCUGGAAGUGGCACAGCUGAGGCUCAAACCUAAGUCAGUCUGAUCUCAAAGUCUGCAAGUGCUGUUGAAGCUGGUAAUUUCAUGCUUCCAAAAUGGGACAUAAAGUGGUCGUAUUCGACAUUUCCGUCGUCAGAGCCUUGUGGGAAACUCGUGUCAAGAAGCACAAAGCCUGGCAGAAGAAGGAGGCAGAAAGGCUUGAGAAAAGUGCUUUGGAAAAGAUAAAGGAGGAGUGGAACUUCGUGGCCGAGUGCCGGAGGAAAGGUAUUCCCCAGGCCGAGUACUGCAAGAACGGCUUCGUAGACACCAGCGUGAGGCUGCUGGAACGGAUCGAAAGGCGCUCUCUCGCUGCGCAGAGCGCGCUUUCCAAGGAGAGAGACAAACGGAGCAGUGAGUUUGUGUUUGAACUUUCCGGCGAUCACUGGAAGGAGUUCCCAGAUUCUUUGAAGGAGCAGACGCAUCUGAAAGAAUGGCACAUCAGCAAUACUCUGAUUCAAAUCAUUCCUAAGUAUAUAGAACUGUUUCAAGCCAUGAGGAUUCUGGAUCUGCCAAAAAACCAGAUCUCCCGUCUUCCAGCUGAAAUCGGUUGUUUGAAGAACCUCAAGGAACUCAACGUGAGUUUCAACCGUCUGAAGAGCAUUCCUCCAGAACUGGGAGACUGUGAAAAUCUAGAGAAACUGGAUUGUUCUGGAAAUCUAGAAUUAACCGAGCUCCCUUUUGAAUUAAGUAAUUUGAAGCAAGUUUCAUUCGUAGAUAUCUCAGCAAACAAGUUUGCCAGUGUCCCGAUCUGUGUCCUGCGGAUGUCUAAUUUGCAGUGGUUGGAUAUCAGCAACAAUAACUUGAAUGACCUGCCACAAGACAUAGACAGGCUAGAAGGACUGCAGACCUUUCUCCUAUACAAGAACAAGCUCACCUAUCUUCCUUAUGCCUUGCUUAACCUAAAGAAGCUCACCUUGUUAGUCGUCAGUGGGGACCACUUGGUGGAGCUCCCAACAGCCCUCUGUGACUCCUCCACACCUUUAAAAUUUGUAAGUCUUAAGGACAAUCCUCUUGAGAACACCCAGUGUCAAGAUGGUGAUGAAAUGAUGGAGAGUGAACGAGAUCGCCAACAUUUUGAUAAAGAAUUUAUGAAAGCCUAUAUUGAAGAUCUUAAAGAAAGAGAUUCUGUUCCCAGCUAUACCACUAAAGUAUCUUUCAGCCUUCAGCUUUGAUGCCAUCCAUCAGAAGACUCAGAAUCUUCCUGACCUGUGGAGCUAUAAAUCUUCCUGUUGUGGGUUGUCAUAGAGGAAUAAUGGCUUGGGCUUAACGGCAAAGUCUAGAAACCACUGUCAUAGUUGUUAGGAAAAAUGAUUUUCAAAUUUCAAAUAUGUGAAUACCUCUCUCUGUGGACUGGAGAAUCGAUAAAUGAGUUUAUAUAUUGAUAUUUAAAGGUUCAUUUGCAUUUACUUGUUUCCAAAUAAUACACAUUUCAUGUUUUAGAAAAUGUGUUAUUUUUUUAAAAUUAUCACUUAAAAAACCAAAUUUUGAAGUUGACUGCAUUGUUUUCAGAGAUCCAGGGAUAAAGGGGUGUUGAAAAGAGUAUUUAUAUUGAACUAAUCAGAUGAGAGUUAAUUUUGUUAUUUUGAAAGAGUUUUGAUGCAUCAUUUCUUUUACUGAGGAUGUUUUCCUUGGGUUUAUACAAAUUGCUAUUUUCGUAUGUUUUAAGUUGUAUUUUACCAAGUUUAGGCUUUCAGGAAAGACUUUAGGUAUAAUCUGGGCCUUGAAGGUAGAAAGACGGGCUGGGUUGUCUGCCCAGGCACUGGACUCAGACGGUGCCCUGGUGGCUCUAGUGGAGGAUGUGUGGGCCUGGCUGAUCAUGGGAAGCCUGGUGGGGCCUACAUGGAUGGUCAGCCUGCCACAAGUGGGCCUCCUGGGGGUUCCAGGGAGCAUGCCAGAGCACGGAGCAGAGGCAUUGCCUCCAGGGACCCAUCCUCCAAGACGGUCACAUGAGGUAGCAGGAAUGACCAGUCCACACUGGUGAGGAGUCCCUCGCAAGGCUUCCCUGCGGGUGCCUCGGGAAGGCUUUGCUCACCGGUGAGCCACUGUGGUCCAGAGAGAGCAGAGGAGACUGAGUUUCCAUUGGCAAAGAAGGAAUUCAUUAGAGGGCUUUGAACUUUGGUAUCACAUGAUAGGAUUUGGAGAAAUUAUACAGAUAUCUAUUUUUAUACUAUUAUCUGGGGCUAAAAUAAACAAGAUUGUGAAUAUGUUGAAGGUAAGUUUAAACAAGUAACUUUUGUGACUAAGAUGGAAAAAUUGCAUAUAUUCGUAUAUGUUUAUAUCAAUCCACUCCUGUGUGGUCUAGCCGAGCGCUGUCCAAUAGAACUUUCUGCUGUGAAGGAAGCGCUCUGCGUCUGUGCUGUCUACUUUAGUAACUGACAGAUGUAUGUGCUUCUUGGGCUCUUGAACAAUGUCUGGUGUGACUGAAGAAGAAAUUUUUAAUUACAUUUAAAUUGAAAUAGUCAAAGGUAACUACCAUGUUGGACAGUACAAGUCAAGUCAGCUGGGUUUUUCAGAAGUUAAUCGGGACUAGAAGUGAGCAAGUUUUAUUUCUUUAUCUGAAGAACCAAAGUGGUUAAUACUGACACUCAAUAUUUUGUCUUCAUAGGUUUAAUCACACUUCUAAAUAUUUUAUCCUCAACAGAUAUAAAGCAGGCAGAACAGUCUAAAGCCAUAGAGUAACAGUUCCAUAGAGCAUUGCUUCAACUUAAAGGCAAACUCUGAGAGGUAGGGUAAGAGAUGAAAAGAGUAGGAGACUCUCUUUUCUCAAUUAAAUGAGAAGUCACUUUAAUUGAACCUCAAACAGUUGUGUUUUUAUUUAUAGCACUUUAAAAAUAUAAUGCAAAUUUAUCAGUUGUACUAUGUGAAUGACUCUGGGAUUUUAUUUCACGCCACAGUAUAUGUUACAUAACAGCCAAAUGGGAAAUAUAUCUCAAAGGGUGGGAAAUGAGGGCUGUCACAUAAAUUGACUGUCCAUAACUCAUGUAAAAUUUAUUUCAAUAAAACCAGUCUUGUGCAAGAAAACCCCUUAUAUUGAUGUUACAUAAAAAUAACUGAAAAAGUAUUGAAUACAGUGAUAUGUAAUUAUUUCAUGUUACAUAAUAUCCCAUAAUGUUUAUUAUGUUUAAUAAUACAACUAAAGAAAGAUAGACUAAAUAUGAGGCUUAUAGAAAUACUCUUUACUCAUAUAAAUGUAAAAAUGCAGAAAGAUUCUAAAGUAGAGUAAGCAUCUUAGUGGAAAUAAGAGAGAUCUGAACAUUUUACAUGAUGCAUAUGGAUUGACUCAUAAUUUGGAAAAGUGAUUUAUGUAGACUAUAGGUAUGAAUAUUAAAGCAAUAUGAAUGAAAGAAAAUAUAAUUCUUGGGAGAAAAAUGUUCUGGUUCCAAAAGUGUAUUAUGAUGCCCAUUUUUCAUAUGUUGAAAGUAAAGGGGUAAAGACACUUGGUGAAAUCAUUGAGUAGUGCGUUUUCAUUAACAACAAGACCUACACUCGAUUCCUUGACUUUAGCUGUCUGGAAUGACCGUUUGACAUGCUUGCCAAACACCAGUUUAGGGUAACUCAGGGCUGUGAGGAGUCAUCUCUAGACAUUGGUUACUGUCUUUCCCUCCUAUCCCUUCCUGCCUUGGUGCACCUCCCUACUUUUGAGUGGAAAGAAAACUUAGAUCUUUGAGUGAUUUUUUUUUAAUUGAAGCGUAGUUGACAUAUGAUGUUGUGUUAGUUAUAGGUGUAUAGCAAAGUGAUUCAGUUAUACAUGUGUUCAUUCUUUUUCAGAUUCUUUAUAGCUUAUUACAGAAUAUUGAGUAGAGUUCCUGUGUUCUACGGUAGGUUAUCUUUCAUAUAGUGUCUGUAUGUUAACCCCAAGCUGCUAAUUUAUCCCUCCCCCCACAUUUCCCCUUUGGUAACUGAAAGUUUGGUUUUGAAACCUGCAGAGUCUGUUUCUGUUUCAUAAAGAAGUUCAUUUGUAUUAUUUUUAAAAAUUAGAUUCCACAUAUGAGUGAUAUAUGUGAUAUUUGCCUUUCUGUCUGACUUAGUUCUCUUAGUUUGAUGAUCUCUAGGUCCAUCCAUGUUGCUGCAAAUGGCAUUAUUUCAUUCUUUUUUUUAUGGCUGAGUAAUAUUUCAUUGUAUACACAUACCACAUGUUUAUACUUUCCUUUGUCAAUGGACAUUUAGAUUGCUUCCAUGUCUUGGGUAUUAUAAAUAGUUCUCCUGUGCGCAUUGGGGUGCAUGUAUCUUUUAGAAAUAUGUUUUACAUCAGAUAUAUGUCCAGGAAUGGGAUUGCUGGAUCAUAUGGUAGCUCUAUUUUUAAUUUUUUAGGGAAACACCAUACUGUUUUCCAGCUUUCCUGGUGGUUCAGUGGUAAAGAAUCUGCCUGCCAACGCAGGAGAUGUGGGUUCAGUCUCGGGGUUGGGAAGAUCCCCUAGAGAAGGAAAUGGCAACCCACUCCAGUACUCUUGCUGGGAAACUCCCACGGACAGAGGGGCCCGGUAGACUACAGUCCAUAGGAUCACAAAGGGUCAAACAUGACUAAGCGACCGAACACACAUACUGUUCUCCACAGUGGCUGUACCAAUUUACAUUCCCAUCAACAGUGUAGGAGGGUUCCCUUUUCUCCACACGCUCUCCAGCAUUUAUUGUUUAUAGAUUUUUUUGAUGAUGUCACACUUUCUGACCCAUGUGAUGUGAUACCUCACUGAAGUUUUGACUUGCAUUUCUCUAAUAAUUAGUGAUGUUGAACAGUUUGUCAUGUGCUUUUUGGCCAUCUGUGUGUCUUCUUAGUUAUUGUUCUGCGGUGUACAUAGGUUUAAAUGCUUAUUUUAUGGUAUGUAUAUUGGUUUUAUUUCUAAAAAUUAGGAAAUUACAUCUAAGCUUUAAAAUUUGAAAUGGUGCCAAACUUUAGUGUUCGUAGGCAACUCAAAUAUCUCUGCUUAGAGUCUCCAGCUGUGUCAUCAGAAUGAAAAAUUGAGAUGCUUCUGUCAUUUUAUUGCAGUGUAAUAUACAUUACAGGAGAAGAAAAUUACAGUUGAGUAGGCCUUAGCACCACUCAUAAUUCUUAGGAAAGAAAGCAGCAGAACCCUGGUACUGGGACCAAAGAAGAUAUGAUGUUACAUAGAUGAACUUGCCCUGACGGUGAAAUUCACCAGGGGGACAGAGAGGACCCAAGGCUGAGCCUUGUACCGGUAGAGGUGUGGCUUUGAGGGAAGGAGGGACACUGUCUGGGGUUAGGAUUUCAGUCUUUACUAAUCAGCCGCUACACCACAAUCCGUUUUCACUUGUAACUGGUCAACCCCAGGUAGCUCCUGUAACUCAGGUACUAGUGAUGAAUUGGUCCAAAAUAGAUCUGGUUCUCACUGAGAGCAGGUUUAUUCUUGUGACUUUCUGAAUAUAUUUGGUAACCUCCUGAAGGGACCAGUAGUCAACACUGGAACUCAAGGAGCUAGGAUUGCAAGGCCAGCUCUUUUACAAAUGCACUGUACUGUCCUGAGAAAAAUCACUUCACUUUGGGGGAGUCUCAUUUUCCCCACCUGCAAAAAACAGAGUUGGGGAAGACAAUCUUUAAGGCUGAUCCCCACUUUUAAGAUUUAAUGAUUUGCCUUCCACUAGGAACCCCCUUUUUAAAAACAAUUUUAAUUAAAAAAAUUUUAAUCUCAUUUUUAUUUUUGGCUGCGCUAGGUCUUUGUUGCUGCUCAGGCUUUUCCUCUAGUUGUGGUGCGCAGGUUUCUCACUGUGGGGGCUUCUCUUGUGGAACAUGGACUGUAGGGCACGCAAGCUUCAGAAGCUAUGGCAUGUGGGUGCAGUCGUUGUGGCUCCUGGCCUCUAGAGCCCAGGCUCAAUGGUUGUGGCACAGGAGCUUUAGUUGCUCUGAGGCGUAUGGGAUCUUCCCGGACCAGAGAUCGAACCAGUGUGUCCUGAACUGGCAGGUGGAUUCUUUACCACUGAGGCAUCAGGGAAGCCCUGAACCCGUUUUUACGUUAAUGAUCCAGCAUGCCUUCCCCACCUCACUGGUCACCCAGCUUCCAGGUGUUUAUGGGCUGUGGGAGCCCCUCAUUUCUCUUACAUGCUGUUUCUUAGGCAUGUAUUUGUUCUGUCUUGUCCUGCUAUUCAUUUUAAGUCUAAUAGCAGCUUGUCUAAUACAGGUAUGUAGACUAUGCUCAAGUCUGUGAAAAAUUUACCCACACAUUCGUGUUGUGUUCCCAGUAGUUAUCUCUUCGCUGAGUUCUUACAAAUAUUAUUUCUGAUAUUGCCUUGGAAGAUUAAACUUACAUCAUAAAAAAUUGCAUUGUCUAGAAAUGCAAAUCAAAAAUACUGUAAGAUAUCACCUUACACCAUUGAUACAGUGAUUACCUAUUUAAAAAAACCCAGAAAAUAAAUGAAAUAAAUGUUGGCUAGAAUGUGAAGAAAUUGGAAUCCUUAUGUUGGGAUUGUAAAAUGGUGCAGUUACGGAACAGUUUGGAGGUUCCUCAAAAGAUUAAAAUAGAAUUACCGUACGAUCUUGCAGUUCCACUUCUGAGUAUAUAUCCGAAAGAGUUGCAAGCAGAGUCUCAAGAGAGAUUUGUGCACCCAAGUUCACAGAAGCAGUAGUUCCAACAUCCAAGAGGUGGAAGCAACCCAAGUGUCUAUCAACAGAUGACUGGAUAAACAAAAUAUGCUACAUACAUAGAGUGGAAUAUUAUUCAGCCCCACAAAGGAAGUGAAAUCCUGUCAACAUGGGUGAACUUGAGGGUAUUAUGCUAAGUGAAAUGAACCAGUUACAAGAAGACAAACACUAUAUAAUUCCACAUAUAUGAGAUACCUAGUCAGAUUUAAAGAAACAGACAGAAGAAUGUUGGUUAGCAGGGCCCAGGGGGAAGGAGAAACUGGGGAGUUGUUGUUUAAUGGCUACAAAGCUUCAGUUUUGCAAAAUGAAGUAGUUGUAGAGAUUGCCCCAGAGGGAGCAGCCUGCAGGCUGGGGCUGGACCAGACCAACCCUGUGCUUACAGAAAUCACUCACAUUGAUGAGGGGGGGGCAGACGGAUGGAGAAGGGGACAAGGGUAAGGGAAAAGGAGCAUUUGCUGUAAAUGACUUUUGCUUUCAUUUUAGCCACGUAAACAGGAGGAUUCCUAUUUCUACAAUU